Mixia osmundae IAM 14324 is the source of this 860-nucleotide messenger RNA. RefSeq lists its product as uncharacterized. The record is from RefSeq and is a predicted model, not a curated record. The transcript has 4 exons. The coding region runs from base 80 to 760 and encodes 226 amino acids. Lineage: Eukaryota; Fungi; Basidiomycota; Mixiomycetes; Mixiales; Mixiaceae. Gene Ontology annotation, molecular function: acyltransferase activity, transferring groups other than amino-acyl groups.
GAUCAAUCGAUCCGUACUGAUCGCAUGGUCCUUGUCCUCUUCACCUUACUUUCUCUUCUACCGCACUGACGAUGUUAUCAUGACGUUGACGAAUGCAGCCGUUCAGGACGGUGCCGCGAUCACGAUCAGCCGAGUCGUCGAGGCGGAUCUAGACGAAUUCGUCCGAGUUAGCAUAGAUGGCUUCUCCGCUGAUCCUCUAGUAUCAGCUAUCAUGAUGCCCAUCGGCGUCACGCCCAAAAGUAAAGCUGCCUGGAUGCAUUACACUAGGGCGCUUUUCGAAGGCUGUCAUCUCUGGAAAGCCGCCAAGCCAGAUACGGGUGAGAUCGUGGGCGGUCUCAUUCUGGGCACAGUCGAGCGGGAUGAGAGGGGUAAAUGGUCCGGUCAUAUGCCCAGAUGGGCAGACAACAGCAAUCCGUUCUGGCAUGAUCCUGCUUGGCUGCCAGACUUCAACAUCACCCUCAUGCGACAGCUCCGAGAACGGACUGUACCCGCUGAAGAAAGUCUGAUGAAGGGCAGACGAUACAUCAAAGGGAUAUCACUGUUUGUGCUCAAGGAGUUACAGCAUGCCGGUAUCGGCAGACAGCUCUGUGCUCACGCGCUGAGUCACGCCAAGCAGCAAGGUCUACCCAUUUUCUGCUUGGCAUCGCCAGCAGGCUUGACGCUUUAUCUCAAGCUUGGAUUCGAAAAGGGAGAGACUGUAAUGCUCGAUCCAGCAAAGCCUCAAGAAACAAUGACGGUCAUGCUACUUUCUCCGGAGUGAUCAUGAUGCCUUUGAUCUGCGAUGUUGUGACCGAUAUCUGUCCUCCAUCUUCUUGAUGCAGACCGGCGCUUAUCGUGAAUGGCGUCGGCCGAGAACGUGA